Molecule: messenger RNA, 3639 nt
Organism: Volvox carteri f. nagariensis
Lineage: Eukaryota; Viridiplantae; Chlorophyta; Chlorophyceae; Chlamydomonadales; Volvocaceae
Exons: 17
Biological process (GO): glycoprotein catabolic process
Molecular function (GO): beta-mannosidase activity
Source: RefSeq, a predicted model, not a curated record
AUGCCACUGCAGCGCAUCCCGAACUCGUCAGCUACAGGAUCGCCGACAGGCGCACUCAACCGUCUCCUGGUCGCAAUCGUCCUUCUCGGGAAGCUGCUGCUGGGCACAUGCCCGGCCGACGCCGUACAUUCCACCUCCUUCAGCCUCCGUCAUCUUCACGCCACAGACAACUCCACCCCGCCAAUCCCCGCCAACAUCUCCCAAAGCCCUCCCGCCGCAACCGCCGCCACUGACGCUACCUGCAACUGCCUAGGAAGCUGUUGCUGCCUCUUCCUCCCUUCACAGUACGCCAAUGACACCGCAAGCGCACACUCCUGCAGUCCUUGGAUUUACGCCGCCGCGCAGCUGGCAGCAGCAGAUGCCUCGGCUGUGUGCGCAGCGGCGAUGGGGAUGGGUACACAGCCGCUGGCGCAGCAGUCGUGGCGCAGGCAAACCAACGUCGCCGCAGGCACCGUCAACACGCUGGAUCUAUCCGGCCCCGCCGGGCCAUCAUGGAGCUUAUCCAAUGCCAACGGUAGCGUGACACUGGGGUCGGUGGCGGUGCCCGGCUACGCGCUUGCGGCGCUGUGGGACGCCGGUCUGUUGGGGGCACCCGCCGGGGAUCGCAAGAGCGACCCGCUGUACAGGUUCAAUGAACUUGAGUUUCGCUGGGUUGCGAUGGACACUUGGACGUUCUCCACGACCUUCACGCUGCCGCCGACACCCGGUACGGCAGCGGCGCCGGCUGCGGAAGGCGCCGGUGGCGGCGCCGGCGGCGGCGGGGUGGUGGGCGCCGACGGCUGCGGGUGGGAUCUGGUCCUGGAUGGGGUGGAUACGGUGGCGGAUGUACUGCUCAACGGUCAGAUGCUGUCCCAGCUCAAGAACUUUCACAGAUCGUACCGACUGGACGUACGGCAAAUACUACAGGCGGCGGACCAAGAUGCCAACAAUUUGUCCAUCGUCAUACACCCGGCGGUGCCGUACAUACGACAGAAAGCGGCAGCCUAUCCGUACCCACUGCCGUCCAAUACGGCUCCGGGCUCUUUCGGCCAAUUCGCCUUCGUACGCAAGCCAGCAUCCGAUAUGGGUUGGGAUUGGGGACCCGCAUUCGCACCCGCUGGCGUACACGGCGCCGUACGGCUGGUGCGGUACUGCGCGCCGUACAUGACAGGGCUUCACGUGGUACAGCAAGUGCAUCGUACAUCCCCCCCCGGCGGCGCCGCCGACGACGACGGCGACGGCGCCCGAAGCGGCGGCGACGGCGGCGGCAACGAUUCGCAAUCCGGUGCGAUCAGCCUGGUGCUGGAGGCUGAGUCGCAGGAACAGCAACUCGACAUGGGGGCAUCAUCACCGCCGGGAUCGUCGGCGAACGACUUCGAAGCGGCAGCGUCGAUCCCAGCGGCAGCGACGGUGGUGAUUGAGCUUUGGGAUCCGUACGGUGACGGCGACGGCGGCGGCAGCGACGACGGAUCGCGGCGCGUCCUGGGCCGGGUUGAGGAACCCCUAGGUCAGCAGUCCCCUGGGAUAACUGUCGGAGGGACACAGUUCGUGCGGCUGCAGAUGGACCUGGACGCCACGGCGGUACGGCUGUGGUGGCCAGUGGGUUUCGGAGCCCAACCGCUGUACACCCUGGCAGGAUGGGUGCAACAACAGCAACAAGGCCAACAAGAACCAGAAGAACAACCACAACCGCCAUCGCCACUGCCAGGUGGACAGCAGCAGCAGCAGCAGCAGCAGCAGCAACAGGCUCCCCGCUCUGAGGAGAAGCUGCUGCAGGCGGAGGCGGGCACUGGCGCAAAUUGGGACACGGCAGUGGGAAGCAGCGGCGGCGGUGGUUCGGGCUGGCGCACGGCUUUUGGCGGCCAACGUCAACCGCACAUUCGUAGACGUGUGGGGUUUCGUACAGUGGAGCUCGUGACGGUGCCGCUGGAUGACGUCAUGGCAGAGUUGGUCGACUUAGGAUCCGGCACCGAAACCAAAGGCGGGACGACUGGAACUGGGUCAGUCAACACAUCGGGCCCCCCGGGCCGCCCCCCCGGCUCCGCGACAUCUUCAUUCCCGCAAGCUCCAAAUGAGACGUUUUUCCUGCGGGUCAACGGCCAACCGUUAUUCGCUCGAGGUGCCAACGUGAUACCGCUCCACAUAUUACACACAAUGACACCCACCAUCGCAAGAAGCAGCGCCAACAGCAGCAGCAGCAGCGCCAACGGCACAGACCCAUGGGACGUUGGGAGGGCGAAGAAGGAGCAGCAGGAGGGGAUAGCUGGGCUGCUGGCGGCGGCACUGGGGUCGGGAAUGAACAUGUUGCGAGUGUGGGGUGGCGGGCGUUACCAAUUGGACGAGCUGUACGACAUGGCUGACGGCGCGGGUUUGCUGAUAUGGCAGGAGUUUAUGUUCGCGUGCAACCCCUAUCCCAACACGCUGGACAUGAAUGCAGAGGUACAGCAUGAGGCUGCGGAGCAAGUACGGCGUCUGGCCGGGCACCCGUCAAUUGCAAUUUGGGGCGGGAACAACGAGGUUGAGACAAGCUUCGACUGGUUUGACGAGACACGGGCCAACAGGCCGCUCUACGUCGCGGACUUUGUGGCGCAAUUCGUGGAGCUUUUAGGGGGUGUACUGCAGCAGUUGGACCCCGGUCGACCUUACGUGGACAGCUCUCCCUCCUCGGGGCUGUACUCCCGGCUGCCGUACAUCAAGCGCUGGGGCAACGCUGGGGAUCAAGCCGCCGGUGAUGUGCACUACUACAACUAUAAGGACGACUGCUUGGAUCCAGGCAUCUAUCCCAUGGCCCGCUUCGUGUCUGAGUACGGCUACCAGAGCUUCGCGUCGUACGAGGUGAUACGGCAGUACGGUGAGCCGUCGGACUUUAUGCCUCUGUCCGAGUUCAUGAGACACAGGCAGCGCCACCCCAACGGGGAGGCCGAGCUCAUUGCCUCGCUGACGUCACACUUCCGUCAGCCGCCCGGGGGGUGGGCACCCGGGGGCGGCGGCGGCGGCGUGUCCUCUGCCGCGGCUGCAGUGGCGGCGGCGGCGGCGAUGGCCAGGGCGGCGAGGGCGGCCAGGGCAGCGAUGGUAGGCAAGCAGCUGCAACAGCAACAGCAACAGCAGCAGCAACAGCAGCAGCAGCAGCAACAGCAGCAGCAACAGCAGGAUGAGGCGAACAACACAAAGGUCGAUCCAUUGCACCUGUACAAGGCAUGGAUAUAUCAAUUGCAGACUCAGCAAGCGCUGUGUUACUCAACCGCAAUCGGCCGCUGGCGUUCACUUCGCUCCGACCCACGGGUCAUGUCCAUGGGAGUGCUGUACUGGCAACUCAAUGACAUCUGGCCCGGAUACAGCUGGUCCUCCCUGGACUACGGCGGCAGUUGGAAACCGUUGCACUCGAUUGUACGGCGGACGUUUGCGCCUGUGACGAUUGUGGCGUCGUAUUAUAAGCGUCGGAGCGGAAAUGUCACGGCGUACGUCAUCAACGACGGACCGCAAGAGGUUGCCGUACAGCUCAUCGUGACGGUUAUCUCCCUGGCGCCAUGCCCUGCUGUCGCUGGCGGCGGCGGCGGCGUUGCCGCCAAUACCAGCCGUACUACCGGGGGCGGCGGCGGCGGCGGCAGUGUCUCGGGCAGCGGUGGUGGCUGCAGCGGCGACGCGGCGGGGGAGGCGCGG